Leptinotarsa decemlineata (Colorado potato beetle) is the source of this 797-nucleotide messenger RNA. Its product is annotated as putative inorganic phosphate cotransporter. Gene Ontology annotation, biological process: monoatomic anion transport; transmembrane transport. NCBI's taxonomy places the organism in Eukaryota, Metazoa, Arthropoda, Insecta, Coleoptera, Chrysomelidae. Gene Ontology annotation, molecular function: transmembrane transporter activity. The record is from RefSeq and is a predicted model, not a curated record. Gene Ontology annotation, cellular component: membrane.
GUACCAUUUUUCCAGCAAUCAGCCUCACCGUAGUAGCGUUCCUUACGAAAAAAUAUGCUAGUUAUUCUGUUGCUUUGCUGAUUAUCAAUGGCGGAAUGACCGCUGGAGCUCUCUGUAGUUAUCAAGUCAAUCACGUGGAUUUAUCUCCAAACCAUUCGGGAGUACUCAUGGCAAUCACAAAUAGUUCUACAAGUGUUUUUUCCAUUGUAUCUCCAUUAAUUGUCCAAUUCAUCGUUACAGACGUAACCAGUCAGUUGCAGUGGAGAAUAAUAUUCCUCAUAACAGCAGGUCUAUAUCUGUUUGCUGAUGUAUUCUACAUCGUUUUUGGAUCUGGAGAGGUACAGUCCUGGAACAACAUUGAGGAUGAAAAUAUGAAAAGGUGUUCUCCUGCUCAUACGUUCGUCAAUAAACUCGACAACGAAAGUAAUAAGUAUUAGAUGGUUAACGGAAAAACAUAUUUUAAACUGACUUUUUUAUAUACAGUGCUUCCUAAAAGUAACGGAUGAAUUCUAUAAAAUCUCGGUCAAAAAUAUUCGAAAAAAAUGUGGGACUGAUCGAUUUUCAUUCUGAAAUUACCAUUCGGACAAUUAUUCACUACUUCGUGCUUGAGGGUUUCCACCAAUAAUUUGUAGGUGUUUCUAUGGUACACAACAAGUUUGACAAAAUCAGUCGAUGAAGAAUCAAAAUGUGUCAAUAUUCGAGCAGGCCUUGCCACAACAAUUUGUUAAACAUAAUUGUAAUAAUUGAGUUCAUGAAAAUGAAACAAAAGAAUAUAGAAUGAAGAAAUUACUUUUGUC